UCGAAGAGCUCCGUCGUCCUGGUAAACAAAGACGGUUCCUACUGAACAACAAGACGACAAUUCUAUCGCUAGCCCAAGCACUCGAUUUACGAAAUGGCAGGCGACGAUACCAAUCCCUCUGGCCGACAACGCGCGCGAUCGACGUCCCGCUCUCGUCCAACGACACCGCUUCGCCCAUCGUCACGUUCUUCGUUCCGUGACUCGGCUCGCAACAGCGUGCAGGGCGAGGCCCCUUUCCCUCUCAACGCGUUCGAGCCAGCCUUUGCCGAGCUAUCUGACGCCAUGGCCGACCUUGAGGCCAACAUGAUGCACUUUCAGUUGAUGCACGAGAGCCUGGCCCGCUUUAGCGAAAGCUUUGCGAGCUUCCUGUAUGGGUUGAACAUGAAUGCGUUUUGUGUCGAUUUCCCAGAGGGUCCGAUAACGGAGUCAUUCAAGCGUAUGAAGCUGCAGGAAGAGCAGCAGCAGCAGCAGCAGCAUAAUAUGACAAGGGUCCCUGAGCGGAUGACGGCCGAGACCGACACCGAGGCUACAUUCAUGACGACGGAUACCUCGUUUGUGGAGAAUCCCUCAACCUCGUCCAAGUCAACGCCAAGAUACCGGACGCCAGGUCCUUCAGGUCGCCAAUCACGACUACCGCCGCCAUCUGUCAGGGGGACGGUGUCUGCCAGAGGAACGGCGGCGAGAGGCGCACGUGGAGCCGCCCGGGGUACUCGGCCGAGUGGGCUUGCGCGAGCUAGAGGACGGGGGGUGAGCUGAAGGCUUUGGGACAAAGAAAUCUCUCUGCCUCAUGCGCGCCAAGAGCCAGAUCCUGGACGGCAUCUCAUCUGGAUGGCCGAUACAUGAACACCGUGCCGAGACCCGCUA
Canariomyces notabilis is the source of this 864-nucleotide messenger RNA. RefSeq lists its product as uncharacterized. The coding region runs from base 94 to 756 and encodes 220 amino acids. Gene Ontology annotation, cellular component: mitotic spindle polar microtubule; DASH complex; mitotic spindle pole body. The record is from RefSeq and is a predicted model, not a curated record. Gene Ontology annotation, biological process: mitotic sister chromatid biorientation. NCBI's taxonomy places the organism in Eukaryota, Fungi, Ascomycota, Sordariomycetes, Sordariales, Chaetomiaceae. The transcript is spliced from 4 exons.